Messenger RNA from Sardina pilchardus (European sardine), 3737 nucleotides. RefSeq names its product aftiphilin-like. Gene Ontology annotation, cellular component: trans-Golgi network membrane; AP-1 adaptor complex. The record is from RefSeq and is a predicted model, not a curated record. NCBI's taxonomy places the organism in Eukaryota, Metazoa, Chordata, Actinopteri, Clupeiformes, Clupeidae. Bases 313 to 2667 code for a protein of 784 amino acids. The transcript is spliced from 10 exons. Gene Ontology annotation, biological process: intracellular transport. Gene Ontology annotation, molecular function: clathrin binding.
CAUGCUGGGAAAGGAAUAGUUGAGAGAGGUUGGAAAGGAUCGCUGGAAGCGUCAGCUGGGCUAUUUUAGCCUUCUUUGCAAAGGGCAGUUGCCAAGGAUUAGCGGAAUUGCACUUGUCUGAUUUUCUGCCAUCAGUAAGAGGGAUGCCGCUGGCUUUUGGGCCAUGGACCACAUCACAGAGCUAAUAACGUUACAGUCUAGAUAUUUGUGAACUUGCUAAUGUUGGAUGCUGACCCACCAGUUGCUUUCAAAGAAGAUUCAGAAGAAGUGCAGGUGUCUGUGCAUGAGGCCCCCAGGUGUGGCUAGGGGACCAUGGAGCCCGAUGUCAUGCGCCUCUACUCCUCCUCCCCCCCUCCGCUGGACGAGGGGGCGGAGGAAGAGGAUGAUGAGUUCGGGGACUUUGGGGGCUUCGGCGGCGCCCUGGCCUCCAGCUUCAGCCUCUCCGAGCUGGACACGCCCGCCGCGGUCAUCAACCAGACGCAGGCGUCCGACGCGCCGCCCCCCGAGUUCCCCGUCGGCUCGGCGGCCCCUGGUCCCUGUAAGGUCCCUGUGGUGGGAUCCAAUCCACUCAAGCAGCCGCCAGCAGACACGGCCCGGGAGGAGGAGCUGGACUGGGGCUCCGCGCGAUCUGAGGCGAGCGGGCCGAGGACUGAGACCGGCAGCCUCCACAUGAACGGAAACGUGGCUGCCGCGGUGCCCUUGGCAAAUGGUUUCCCAGAGACGGAUGCACAGGACCCCUCAGAAGACACCACCGCCUCUGCCUUGAGCUCCAGCUCUCCUCGUGUGCGCCGUGGGUCCGAGGACAUGGACCACAGGGACACUAGUCAGCACAAAGCAGCCUCAGGAGAAGGGACCAGCUUACCCAAUGGCUUCACCAAACUCCAUACGCACACAAAGCAGGAACAAAGCAGUGAUGCCUCAGCUAUGGCGGCCCCGGAGGAACAAGAGGCAUUUUCCGUGGAGGAAGACUCAGAGCCCGGAGAUCAGGGGACAUCCGUAGAACCACAAGGCCCACCGGGCUCAGAACUUCACACACAGGCCUCAGAGCCUGAGACACAAGCCCAGUCAGGGGCUGCUGAGAGGCCGCUCAGUCCCAGUUGCGUCAGUCAGGACGGAGAGCUUCUCCCAGAGGGACAGGACUCGGAGAGCAACGUCCAUCCAGCAGAUGAGGACCUCCCGACCUCCUCGGGCCCGACGCGGACCUCCGUGAGCGACGACUUUGCCUCCUUCUGCGAGGUCGUGUCCCCCAGCGACCUGGAGGAGUUCGGGGACUUUGGCGACUUCAAUAGCAUGGCUCCAACUUCCACCGCCGAGGGGCCACCCCCGGCCAGCGCCCCUGAAGACGCCGAUGACGCCGACGACUUUGCCGACUUUGGGGAGACGGGGGCGCAUUCCACUCAGGGCUUCACCGACUUCAGUCAGACUGAGUCCGGCGCACAGGAGGGAGGCUUCGCCAGCUUUCCCGUUCAUUUCCCGGCUCCCUCUGAUGCUCCGCCAGAGGCCGGCGCAGGCCAGACACUCCCCCAGGAAGCCCCAGAGGAGGACGCCGUGGAAGGCCCCACUCAGGGGGGACAGUUCGGGGACCUCCCCGUCAGUGACAGCUUUGCAGAUUUCCAGUCUGUGCCUGUAGGUGGUGCUGGUGCUGGUGGUGGUGGUGGUGGUGGGAUGGAUGCCGAGGAAGAGUGGGCUGCCUUCGGGGAGCCUCCUGUGGAUGACCAGGCAGGUGCAGGUGGGGAUGGGGAUGGCUGGGCGGCAUUCGGGGAGACCCAGACCACCGACCUGCCUGAGGUGGAGGAACCCCAGUGGCAGGACGGGGCAGCAGUCACGGCCCCCACCUUUGGCAGUCCACACACCAGCAGGAGGGACAGUCUGACGGCAUCUCUGAGCUCCAGAGUCCAGAGGCUGUUCCAAGCCAGUUUCCCUCACGUGGAGGCUCCUCAGGUCGGGGAGGAGAUCCCAUCACUCAAGGCCUUGCUGGAGCCCCAGGAGCCUGAGCCCAGGCAGGAGAAGAACAACCAGACCCCUUCCUCCCCUCACCGGGAACCACAGGACAUGUGGUGGCACCUGCAGGAGAUCCACAGCGCCUUCGGCCUCAAGUUCUUAUGGGGAGGUUCCCAUAGCAACAAGCAGCUGCUCCGCUGCCUGGCCAUGGACACCAGAAACAUUGUGUUUGCUGGGCAGAAGAAACACCCAGUACUAGUGCCCGCUUAUGCUGCCAGCUUGGGAAUGCUAGAGCCCACCAAAGAUCCAGUGAAAGCCUCCUCAGCUGCUGGGGCAGUGGCUGCCUCAGCACAAACACCUCCUGGAGCUCCAGACCGAGACGCCCCGUCCAAACCCACACAGGAGGCGCUGGCGAGCGUGCAGCCUGACUGGAGCAGCAGUGGCCUUAAACCCCCAGUGGAUGGUGUGGAUCCAGAGUUGUAUGAACUGACCACAGCCACGCUAGAGUCCAGCAGCCCUGGAAAAAACGUUGCUGACGCCUUCACACGCCUGAUGUCAACUAUGGAGCAAAACAGCACAUCCACCAGGAGGCCCGUGAGGGAUGAGAACCUGAGCGAGGAGGCGGCCCGUGUUCUCAGCAGCCUCCCCAACCUGUCCUUCAUGCGGGCCAAAGUGCUCAUGUUCCCCAGCAUCCUGGCUCCGCAGCCUCCGGAGUCGCCCUCAUGACCGCCCAGUCUGCCUCUCACACUGUGACCUUUUUAGGCUGGUUAUGUCACUCUGUCUAUGUCUGUCUUGUAGGGUUUUUUUCCAGUCUCCUUUCUCUUCUCUUUGUUUUGAUUUUAGUAUUGUAUCUAAUUGUUUCCCUUCUGUUGUUUUGACUUUGUCAUUAUAAAAGGUGUAUUUAUUAUUAAUAUGUGCAUUGUUUUCUCAACAGACAUUAAUGUAACAGAUAUCUAGUAUGACGCAAUAUCAUAACCAGUUUAGAAGGCCUUUUAGUUGUCAUUUAUGUAACAUGCACAAACAUUCAUUUACAUAACAGACUGUACACAAAGAAUUCAUAGCUUUGUGUAAUAAGGUUUAUAUGCACCAGAGAGGUAUCGGAUAUAGUAUAAGUCUAUUUCAGGCAAUGUUGUUAUUGUUUUUUUUGUGUCAUCCUCUCAGAGUUUCUAUUUGUAGAAAGGCCAUCAUCUUUCCAAAUCUGUUGCUUAGGGGAAAAUAUCAGAACUUAAUCCAAAGCAUUUAUUCAUGUCAUCGAAACAAUUAAAUAUCAGCACGGAACAUUUCUAAUUAUUUUUUUCCUAUCUAUUUUUCCUGUUGCAUUGUCAUUGAUCUUUAUUUUGGCAUUCUUCCAUUGGAUAGAGCUAAAUAAAUCCAUCCAUAUAUGUAACGAAAGGGAAAACGGACCAAUAUUCUCCUGGAUUCUUUUUUGUACUUGUAUGUGUGUUUUUUUUUUCAUGUUUGUGUCUGAUAUUCUGUACAUUUGUUUCUCCCUAGUCGUAUCACUGGAUGUUUUAAGAGGGACUUUGCACAAUAAUAUAAUGGAUAAAAUGGAUGUAAUCAGAGUUCAUUGGUGCUUUAGACCAUGUGCUGUGCAUUCAACUCCUUAGGAGGAUAAAAAAAAACAAAAGAAAGAAAUGAGAGAGAAAAUCUUGCUUCGAGGGUCCGAUGGAAAAUGGUCUGAUACUUGAGGAACCUAUGAGAAGGUUUCAUGACCUGUCUGUGCUCUUUUUCCAGACCCAGUGUGUGAGACUUUAUUUUUUAGUAUUUAACACAUUAAACAGAAGCCUUAAAUGAGA